This is a messenger RNA of Cuscuta europaea, 1682 nucleotides long. The record is from the annotation of a GenBank genome assembly. NCBI's taxonomy places the organism in Eukaryota, Viridiplantae, Streptophyta, Magnoliopsida, Solanales, Convolvulaceae.
UCACACACAGCAACAAGUCCAGAAGUGUAUAAUACCGACAAGACUCCAUAAAAUGAGAAAACCCUCCCUCCUGAAAUCGAAGGGCAGAAAACUCAGUGGAGGGAAAAUGAGACCGUUUGGUAUGGAAACCUCCCUGGCCGCCGAUAGCAGGGGUAUCGACGCCGUAGAAAAUGAUGUGUCUGCUUGGAAUCCUCUCGAUUGUCCGGCGGAGGUUCAGGGGCCUUCUGAACAGCAGCAUCCGGAAAAGAGCGACCGAGCCGCUGCUCCGACAGAGGACGGAGAGAGAGAUUCAAGUGGCAGAGCAGAUGAUAUGGGCGAGCAGAGGUUUGAAGAGGCCGCUGAUGGUGCGGUGAAUGUAGGACAAAUCCAAAGAAAUCAGCUUGGUGAAGGGUUUUACGACCUCGAGGCUAUAAGAAAGAAGCGAAUUCGUCAGGGUAAAGUCCAGUACUUGAUCAAAUGGCGAGGAUGGCCUGAAUCCACAAACACAUGGGAGCCUAUUGAGAAUCUGGCAGCAUGCCCAGAUGUCAUCGAUGCCUUUGAAAAGAGAUCACGGUACAAGAAACGAGGCCGUAAGCAAAAGUCCAACACUAGCAAUACUGAAUCAACCAAGAAGCAGCGCUCUUCCACUCCAGCUUCUACAAAUGAUAACACAAGCCAUUCUGCUCCUCCUGCUUCUAAGAAAAAUGCAACCACUCGUAUUGAAACCAGGCAAAGCAGGCAGCUUUCUGCUAAAACUGUUAAGGGUAAGGCUCAAGCUACCAGCUCAUUGGAUGAGUCUGGCUCGAGCAUGGGGAAUCAAUUGCACAAUACGCUUUCUAGCGGGAGAGUUUCUGAAAGAAGUGGGGAGGAGCUAAAUGAAGGUCUUGUAAUAACCAAUGGUUCCAGUCUAUCCUCAGAGCAGGCUCAAGUUCCUGGAGAUUUUGUGCCUAUUGAGGCUAAAAGAAGGAAGGGUCCUGUUUCACGGUUUCUGAAAGAUUUAUCGGCUGAUGCAAGUAAUGAUGUCCCUGAAAAGAUGGUAAGGGCUCCUGGUACUAGUAGUAGUAGUCCAGUUGCUAAAGAAGAUUAUGAAGACGGGUGUAGCAUUACUGAGAUUGUUGACAUUUUCAAAUUUGAUGAUUCUGCUUCCAAUUAUACCACUGAUGUUCUGGAAAUCUUUUUGGUUAAGAGGUCCGACGGGAAAGAGGUGAUGGCAAACAAGGGGUUUCUGAAGGAGAACUAUACUUCCCUGUUGAUUGACUUCUAUGAGAAACUUCUUCGGAAGUUCAUAAAGGCGCGAGCUUGAUGAGUUUAGUGGCUGUGAACGGCGGGGAGUGGGUAGGUUGUAGUAACUUUAGCUUGACAAUACAUGAGUUAUUACUUAUUAGUAGCCUUUGUCCAUGUAUACUAGUGUUGUUGUACUGCUUUGUAGCAGGAAGCUCUAGUGUAGUAGUAAUGUGAGAUGAGUUAUGGGUCAUUCUAUGAGUUAUAUGGGAUGACAGGGAUGCACAAUACAAUCCACAUUGUUGAUUGAGGCAGAAGCAGACCACAGGCAAUUUCUUUAUUGUGAAUUUUGUUUGUUCUAAUUUAGUAGUUAGUAAUAUGUUUAAACUUUUAUAUAUUUAGCCAAUUUUAAAAAGGAAUAUUUGUUAUAUACACAAUUACUCUUCACUAAAAUUUCGAUAUUUGACUUUUAAGUUUUCACU